Messenger RNA from Hevea brasiliensis (rubber tree), 1389 nucleotides. RefSeq names its product AT-hook motif nuclear-localized protein 14. Bases 98 to 1177 code for a protein of 359 amino acids. Lineage: Eukaryota; Viridiplantae; Streptophyta; Magnoliopsida; Malpighiales; Euphorbiaceae. The transcript has 6 exons. Gene Ontology annotation, molecular function: minor groove of adenine-thymine-rich DNA binding. The record is from RefSeq and is a predicted model, not a curated record.
AAAAAAAAUCAGAAAUAAAAAUCAAUUCCUUCAAAAAGAAAAUUAAAAAAAUAUCUCACGAUUCUCUUCUCUCUCUCUCUCUCUCUCUCUGUACAAAAUGGAACCCAACGAAAGCCAACGCCACCACCUAAGCUCCUACUUCACCACCAUCACUCCUGCCACCACUACCCCUUCGCCGACCAAUGGCCUUCUGCCGCCGCCUCACAAUUCCGCUUCCGAUAGUGGUGGUGGUCCUCAUAUGCUGUAUCCACAUUCCGUGGGUCCAUCCUCGGCCGCUGUCACCACUGCACCAGUGGAGCCCCCAAGGAGGAAGCGAGGCAGGCCGAGGAAAUACGGUACGCCAGAGCAAGCUCUGGCUGCUAAGAAAACGGCGGCUUCUUCGAAUUCUGUUGCCAAGGAGAAGAGAGAAGGCGCUACUUCGUCGUCUCCUCCGUACUCGGGUUCAUCAAGGAAGUCUCAACAGUUGUUUGCUCUUGGCAAUGCAGGGCAAGCUUUUACUCCACAUGUUAUAACUGUGGCUGCUGGCGAGGAUGUAGCUCAAAAACUUAUGAUGUUCAUGCAACAAAGUAAGCGUGAGAUGUGCAUUAUGUCUGCGUCUGGUUCAAUCUCAAAUGCAUCCCUCCGGCAGCCAGCAACUUCAGGAGGCAACAUUACAUACGAGGGUCGGUUUGAGAUCAUUUCAAUAUCUGGAUCAUAUGUGCGCACCGAUAUUGGAGGGAGAACAGGUGGGCUCAGUGUAUGCCUAUCUAAUACAGAUGGACAGAUCAUUGGAGGAGGAGUUGGUGGACCUCUAACAGCUGGUGGCCCUGUUCAGAUCAUUGUUGGUACAUUUCUGCUUGACAAGAAGAAGGAAGCUAGCACUGGUGUGAAAGUUGAUGCGCCUACCAGCAAGUUGCCUUCUCCAGUUGGAGAAGCAUCAAUAUCAAACAUUGGCUUCCAUUCUCUCAUUGAAUCAUCUGGGAGGAAUUCAGUCAGGGGAAAUGAUGAUCAUACAAAUAUCGGAGGAAAUCCUUUCAUGAUUCAUCCUCGGGGAAUGCAUAUGGCACCUUCAAGGACCACAGAUUGGCUGGGUGGUCCAGAUGCCAGAGUGAAUACCGGUUAUGAAUUGACAGGAAGAGUAGGUCAUGGAGCUUACCAAUCCCCUGAAAAUGGGGACUAUGAACAACUUCCAGACUAGAGAUUAGUUUUGGGCUUUGAAUCACCAUUCUCCCAUCUUUCCCUCUCUCCCUAAAUGACGUAGGUACUUUGACAAGAGAAAAUACAUGGUACAACUUUUUUCAUCUCCUGUGGAAUGUAACAUGGGUAUAUCUGUACAGAUUACUUGCACUCUUAACCAUAACUCAUGCUUUCUUAAAUUAUCCUCAAAAUUAAAAGUGUUGGCAUUAAUAA